This is a messenger RNA of Pseudoliparis swirei, 1110 nucleotides long. It is a transcript of the gene dnajc8, whose product is annotated as DnaJ (Hsp40) homolog, subfamily C, member 8. NCBI's taxonomy places the organism in Eukaryota, Metazoa, Chordata, Actinopteri, Perciformes, Liparidae. The record is from RefSeq and is a predicted model, not a curated record. Gene Ontology annotation, cellular component: nucleus. The coding region runs from base 29 to 784 and encodes 251 amino acids. The transcript has 9 exons.
GACGUCACAUGUAAAUCGGGGGGGGAAGAUGGCGGCCGCCGGCGGAGAACCGUCUGCCGAAAAUGUGUCGGAUGAAUUAUUUCAAAAGUUUUACACGGAGGUGAAGCAGAUCGAGAGGAGAGACUCUGUGCUCACCAACAAGCAGCAGAUCGAGAGGCUGCUCAGACCCGGCUCGUCCUACUUCAACCUCAACCCCUUUGAGGUGCUGCAAAUUGAUGCUGAGGCAACAGACGAUGAAUUGAAGAAAAGAUUUCGGGCGUUGUCCAUUUUGGUGCAUCCAGACAAAAAUCAGGAUGAUCAAAUCAGAUCACAGAAAGCCUUUGAAGCGGUGGACAAGGCAUACAAGCUCCUCCUGGAGCCGGAUCAGAGGAAGAGGGCCAUGGAUGUGGUCAAUGCGGGACAAGAAUACGUGGAGCACAACGUAAAGGAGAAAAAGAAACAGUUAAAGAAGGAUGGGAAGUCGACUAAUAUCGAGGAGGACGACCCUGACAUGUUCAAGCAAGCCGUGUACAAACAGACCAUGAAGCUGUUCGCAGAGCUCGAAAUCAAGAGGAAGGAAAGGGAAGCAAAGGACAUGCACGAAAGGAAAAGGGCAAGAGAGGAAGAAAUAGAGACGGCAGAGAAAGCGAAGCGGGACAGAGAAUGGCAGAAAAACUUUGAGGAAACGAGAGAUGGGCGUGUGGACAGUUGGAGGUCCUUCCAGGCCAAAGGCAAAAAGACCAAGGAAAAAAAGAACCGGUCCUUCCUCAAGCCCCCGAAAGUCAAGAUGGAACAGCGGGAAUGAUGCCGCGAAGCGGGACUUUUAGAGUAAACCCACCGUUAUGAAACACCCAGUUCUGUGUCCUCACCGCCUCGCCUUGUCUGCAAUCAGCUGUGAAGUCAUCACAGUCAUCGGGAUACUUGUCGUACGAAAACUUCCUCAUCCUGACAAACGUAGUUUUGUACUUGGUUUUCUAAUGUACAGAUCUGUGAUCUGGACCCAAAGAUCAUACCUGCCUCAUGUAAGAAAGUCAAAUGAUGGAUCCUCCUCUUCCGUAACUGAAAAAAUGUGGUUUGUCAUUGUUUUUUGUUUUGUUUUUUUAACUAAAUAAAGCUUGGUGUUAAAAAGCC